AUGCGGGGAGCUGCUAGCCCACAGUGGGAGUCACUUGCGAGAGGUGUCAGCCGAAGAGGAAUCGUCGGAAGAGCUGCCAGCUUGGAGAAUCUGUCGGAGAGCUGGCAGAUAAGAGGAACCAUUGGAGGAGCUGGCAGCCGAAGGAAACAGUUCGAGGAAGUGUCAGCCGAGGAGGAUCCAUCGGCGGAGCUGGCCACCGAGGAGGAACAGUCGGGAGAGCUGGCAGCCGCAGAGGAGCAAUCCGAGGAAUGGCCACCAAAUAGGAACCGUCGGAAGAGCUCCGAAGAGGAUCCGUCAGAGGAGCUGUCAGCCGAAGAGGAUCCGUCGGAGGAGCUGUCAGCCGAAGAGGAUCUGUCGGAGGAGCUGUCAGCUGAAGAGGAUCCGUCGGAGGAGCUGUCAGCCGAGGAGGAUCCGUCGGAGGAGCUGUCAGCCGAAGAGGAUCCGUCGGAGGAGCUGUCAACCGAAGAGGAGCUGUCGGGGGAGCUAUAA
Messenger RNA from Penaeus monodon (black tiger shrimp), 489 nucleotides. RefSeq names its product sperm acrosomal protein FSA-ACR.1-like. The record is from RefSeq and is a predicted model, not a curated record. Bases 1 to 489 code for a protein of 162 amino acids. NCBI's taxonomy places the organism in Eukaryota, Metazoa, Arthropoda, Malacostraca, Decapoda, Penaeidae. The transcript has 2 exons.